Messenger RNA from Symbiodinium sp. CCMP2456, 1389 nucleotides. NCBI's taxonomy places the organism in Eukaryota, Dinophyceae, Suessiales, Symbiodiniaceae. The record is from the annotation of a GenBank genome assembly.
AUGGAUGUAAGUGGCAGAAUCCCGAGAAGGACACUCAUUCUUACGGGUCUGGCCACGAGUGUUUCAUUGCAGGGAUGCUCAUCCAUGAUCCCUACGCACGAGACAGGUUACUGGCAGAACAUGACCAGCUACUUGGAGAACUACAAGUUUGAAUCGCCUGGACUCGAAACGACACAGCUGAAUCCGUGUGCGCUGGACAUUCCCAGAUAUCUCCAGUGCAGCGGCCACGGUGAGUGCAAAGCGUGGACGCAAGAUCCGACGCGAGACGAUCUGCCGAAGGCGGCUGGCGAUGCCCCCAGAUUCUGCUAUUGCGCAGAGGGCUGGGCUGAUCCGAACUGCGAGACACCCAGAAAGUCACAGCGAGUGGCGUUUCUGCUCUCCCUCUUUGGUGGUGUCCUAGGCUUGGACCAGCUGUAUCUGGGUUUCUUCUUCCCCUACGGUCUUCUCAAGCUUCUAUCCCUUGGCGGCCUUGGCAUCUGGUGGAUCUACGACUUAGUGCGGAUCGGCACCAGCCCGGUCGAUACAGCACGCAGCUUCAAGGUGGCCAGAAAUGUGCCGCACUGGGCGUUUGUACUGUCCGCGACGAUUUUCUUUGUCGCCCUGGCUUUCGUCUACAGCGCUUUCUCCAUUCGCCGACAUCGGGUGCGAAAGCAGAGAGAGGUCAUGCUGCUUCAAUCAGAGGGCGCUGCAAUCGAGUCGCGACGACAAUAUUCAGGCUAUGGCUCAACGCUGAGCUGUCGGGGAGAUUGGGGCCGGGCGAAGGCGGUGAAGUUGAAAUGCGAGCUUCCUGAGGCCGCGCAGGCGGAUGCGGAGCUCCUGGAGGUCUCUGCAGAGACCGUCGAGGAGAGUGGAGAUGGCCAUCCUGAGCUGGAGCCCGAGGUGGAGGCUGAAGGCGCCGAGGCCGCCGAGGCCGCGAGCUCCAGCCGAUUUGGCGCUCUCCUCGGCUCCGCUUCGAGCCUGAGGAUGAAGGCCAGCCCCUUCUUGAGCAAGGCCCGGCAGGCCAUCGUCGAAGAGGCGAAGCUGGUGACGGAUGACGUUCGCGACAUUGCGGGCGGUGUCCGUGAGGGUAUGCAGCUCACGAAACAGGAUCUGCAAGCUCAAACCAAGAACUGGCGGAGUGCCAUCGGAGCUCGCUGGCGGAGCUUUGGUCAGGAAAAAGAGGAACGUAAGGGAUAUCCUCCAGAGACCAAAGAAGCGGAUGGUACAGGGGAGAGUCCUGCAAGUGGCCUUCAGGCAGUGCGCCAAAAUAUUGCAAUGACAGCAGACGUCUCCAAGGACAUGUGGAGAGAUGUCAAGGAGCUGAAGCAGGAGGUCAUGAGCGAGGUUCGGCACAGCGUCCAUGACCUUCGGCAAGUGGGCAAGCAGGAGAUGGAGGAUGUAGCCUUGUGA